Messenger RNA from Archocentrus centrarchus (flier cichlid), 2702 nucleotides. It is a transcript of the gene pitpnc1b, whose product is annotated as phosphatidylinositol transfer protein cytoplasmic 1b. Gene Ontology annotation, biological process: phospholipid transport. Gene Ontology annotation, molecular function: phosphatidylinositol transfer activity; phosphatidylinositol binding. The transcript is spliced from 10 exons. Gene Ontology annotation, cellular component: cytoplasm. NCBI's taxonomy places the organism in Eukaryota, Metazoa, Chordata, Actinopteri, Cichliformes, Cichlidae. The record is from RefSeq and is a predicted model, not a curated record. Bases 580 to 1503 code for a protein of 307 amino acids.
AGUGUGGCUGAGUAGAAAGGGAGGAGCAGCGAGCAGACAGCAAGGUUACACAUGAGGAGGAAUUAAACAAAGCACAGAGAGGGACGGAGGGGAAAGAACAGGCAGAGCUGGUUGAUAGUAGGUUUAUAUCUUACCUCGGUGCUAAUUAGCAAAAAGAAAGCAAACAGAAACUGACAGAGAGAGAAAAACAGGAAACAGAAAGUGCAGCUAAAGGUAAGAGGAGAAAGAAGAAGUAGCGAGAAAAAAAAAGAAAAAGCGCGAGACAGCAGUUUAGAGAAAGUCCAGGAGAUUAAAUUGAAGAAGAGAAACAAGAAGGGAGAGCCGAGGCUCUGAGGAGCGAGCGAGGGGGGGGGAGUAAGAAAACUGCAGAGACUCAUUGACAGAAAACACUGGACUUAACUCCAUGGUUUACUGACAUCAGCAAAAACAAAAGAAAGAAGAACGUCACAAAAAAAGAGGUCACUGUGGUGUGCUGCAUGCCUGAGCGUGUCUACUAUGCAACCAAGUCAGCUGAGAUAGACAGACUCAAGCACAAUCACACUACUCACUUCCCAAAAAGACACUUCUGGUAACAGCACCAUGUUGAUGAAAGAGUACCGAAUAUGCAUGCCACUGACUGUAGAUGAGUACAGGAUUGGGCAGUUGUACAUGAUCAGUAAGCACAGCUGUGAGCAGAGUGGUGGGGGAGAGGGGGUGGAGGUGAUAAGGAAUGAGCCAGAUACUCACCCCAAGUAUGGACUGGGACAGCUGACUGAGAAGCGAAUCUACCUCAACAGUAAACUGCCAUCUUGGGUAAAAGCAUUUGUCCCGCGAAUUUUCUAUGUUACAGAAAAGGCCUGGAACUUCUACCCAUACACCAUCACAGAGUACUCAGUAUCAUUGCUCCCCAAGUUCAGCAUCCGUAUUGAGACAAGAUUCGAGAACAACAACGGUGAUAACGAUAACGUGUUUGGGGACAAGCCAACCCCAGCAGAGAAUGUGUGUUUCCUGGAUAUCCUGAGUGACCCCAUCGCUGAAAAGAACUACAAAGAAUCAGAGGACCUGAGUCUGUGGCAGUCGAGUAAAACUGGCCGAGGACCUCUGGAGAAGGGCUGGAGGGACAGCCACAAACCUGUCAUGUGCUCCUAUAAGAGAGUGGAGUGCAGCUUCGAGGUCUACGGAUUUCAGACCAAGACAGAGGAGUUCGUACAUCGAAACAUCAGAGACAUUCUUCUGGUUGGCCACAGGCAAGCGGUAGCAUGGACCGACGAAUGGCACGGGCUCAGUUUGGAGGAGGUGAGAGAGUAUGAACAGGAUAUGCAAGAGAAGACCAACAGCAAAGUCAAAUCUGGCCAGAACAGCACAGGUUCACAGGUUGCCAGUCGUCCUGUGAUAUCUCGCUCCAUCUCUGUAACAGAUGAGCGCAACCUGAAGAAGAUGGGAGUGGCCACUGCAGCCAUAUCUGACCACUCAGCCUCCUCCAUGCCACAGACUCCCGUUCGCCUGAAAUCAACCACCGAAUAAUCCCCCUCUCUUAUGCCUCUCGCUUUCACUCACACACACACACACACACACAAACACACACCUUGAACAGAGCAAACACAACUCAAAUACUGUGUCAACAUUCACCAGAGUCAUGUGAUGCUAUUUCUCAAAUAUGAACACACCCAUAUGCAAACAGCAACAAGAUCUGACAGACAUUGUUAGACAUUUUUGGGAAAAUGCUUUGUUGCUUUCUGCAGCAGCGUAUGAGAUCAAUUCCAUCCUCUUUUUUUUAAACAUAAGCAAGUUACUGGUUCCAGCUAAGGGAAAAAGCACUGUACUGCUGUUACUGUAUGACUUUAACAAAAAAAUUGUUGGUAGGGAGAUUUUGUUACCUCUGUUAGAGAGCCGAGCGAGGUGUUCUCUGUUUUCUGUCUUUGUGUUAAGCUAAACUAACUGGCUGCUGGCUACAGUUUCUGGUAUCGAUCACCUCAUCUAACUCUCUGCCAGAAAGCAACACAGAGCAGUUCCCCAAACACUAAGGUAUUCCUCUUGUGCCACCUAAGAAUUAUUCAUUACUUUUUAAUUCACAUGUACUCGUUCUCUUCAUUGAUAUAAAGUAUGUUAUUAAAUGCCGCUCAAAUGCAUAAGAACACACAAGGACCUUGUGUCUAGUCAGACAUUUUCUACAAAUAACCUUGAAGUGUCCUCGACAGCCUGUAAACACAGUGCAUUUCAGCACUUUCUUUCAGUUCCUCAGUUAUAGUGGAGUACAGGACCCCCAACAGGGCCCGCCGAUUGUUUCUGAGCCCCCAACCAGCAGCGUACAGACAGAUGCAUAAGGAGUUUAAUAGAGUGGAUCUAAUGAGAGAGCAUGAGAGAAGGGGGUGGGCUGUCAAUGCAAUGGAUCAGCUCCCCUCUCCACCUCAGCCAAUAGGUCAGACCAGGUGUAUUGACAGAAGGUAGUGAGGCAUUGUAUUGGUUCCUUGAUCAUUUAGCUGGGAGCUGCAAAUGGGUCAAAUGGGAGCUAAACUUCAAUUAUGUGUCAAUGAUGUGAUCAUUUAUAACAUUAUUAGCUCAGCUUAUUUAUGUACAUUUAAAAGGAGAAUGGGUUCUUGUCACUGGAGAUCGAUCAGUUAUGAAAACUGAAUCGAUGUGUGUUGUGUGACAAAGAAGCGUUACACUUUGCUGUUGCCUUUUUUGUAAAAUUAUCAAAUUUCAAAUAAAAUCAUGGAAAAUCA